This is a messenger RNA of Tetrahymena thermophila SB210, 1290 nucleotides long. RefSeq names its product acid ceramidase-like protein, putative. NCBI's taxonomy places the organism in Eukaryota, Ciliophora, Oligohymenophorea, Hymenostomatida, Tetrahymenidae. The record is from RefSeq and is a predicted model, not a curated record. The transcript is spliced from 3 exons.
AUGAAAAAGCAACUUCUUCUUAUACUUUUGGUGUGCUCACUUACUUUUGCUGCUUAUUAGGAUUGCUCUGGUUAGGUAAACAAUAAGCCUUUGUUAGAUAUACCGCCUAAGCUUCUUAAGACUGUCAAGAACGGAGAAAAAUAUUUAGUCUAAGAUGGAAAUAACACAGUUUAUAUCCUGAAUGUAUUUGGCUCUCCUUACCAAAUGGGUUAUGCCUCUGGUCUUCUCAUGGCCGAAGAGAUGAAGGAAAAUAUAUCAAACAUGUUUUAAUAUAUUGAAAAUGAAUUAAAAGAUGAGAUUCUCAGUAAUUUUAAAUUGCCAACAUUUGUUAUCAAGCUCAUAUAAAAGGCUAACGCCAUGCCAUUAAUAAGAGCAGCUUUACAAUGGAACUACCUUGUCACUCUUCCUUACACAAACAUAAGAUGGUAAGAAGAGUUUUAAGGUAUUUCAGAUGCUUCAGGAAUCAAAUUAAUGGAUCUUAUCCAUUUAAAUUUAUUCCCAGAACUCACUUAGGCUGCUUGCACUAUUGUUGGUGCUUGGAGUACAGCAUCAGUUGACAAUGUAAUUAGAUAACUCAGAGCCCUUGAUUGGAGUCCUGAUGCUCCUGUUAAUAGAUAUCCCUUGAUUACUGUUUACCAUUCUACUGAAAAGGGAAGUAAUGUGUUUGCAAAUAUUGGAUUUGCUGGAUUAAUUGGAUCCAUCACUGCUUUCAGUGCAAAUGGAAUAGCUAUGUCAGAAAAAGUGUGGCUACCUGGUAGCUCUGUUCCAUAUACCUACUAUGGAUAUCCAUGGAUGUAUGUAUUCAGAGAUACUGCACAAUUCUCUGAUAACUUGUAAGACGCAGUAAAGAGAAUUUACGAUGCCAAGCGUACCUAGAGAAUUCACAUAGGUAUUGGCUCUUUGUCUGACAACAGUUUCUUCGGUAUCGAAUAUUCUGAAAAAAUUAUUAAUAUUUAUAAUGACAAGAACUAUACUUACACUCCAGCUCAUCCUCAAAUGGACGGAAUUAUGUUUUGGGACAAGCAUGUUUAACCCUCUUAAAAUUAUUGCCUAGGUAGCAUCUUAGAAGAUGGAUAUGGUAAAAUUGAUACUGAAUUUUUAUUCAGAGUUGUUAGUGGAGUUCAUGAAACAGGAAAUGCUUAAGUUUGUGUUUUCGAUUUUGUAAACUAAGAAAUUUGGGUUUCAUACUCUUUUGGAGACAAUGAAAAUGCUUACGAUAGAAGCCCUAUCAGAAUAUAAUUCGGUGCUUUGUUUAAAGCUAAGUCUGCUUCUGAAUAAGGAGUUUAUUGA